Molecule: messenger RNA, 433 nt
Organism: Priapulus caudatus
Lineage: Eukaryota; Metazoa; Priapulida; Priapulimorpha; Priapulimorphida; Priapulidae
Product: cell division cycle 5-like protein
Exons: 2
Biological process (GO): regulation of transcription by RNA polymerase II; mRNA splicing, via spliceosome
Cellular component (GO): Prp19 complex; spliceosomal complex
Molecular function (GO): DNA-binding transcription factor activity, RNA polymerase II-specific; RNA polymerase II transcription regulatory region sequence-specific DNA binding
Source: RefSeq, a predicted model, not a curated record
GAGAUGUUGUCGGAGGCUCGCGCUCGCCUCGCGAACACGCAGGGCAAGAAGGCGAAGAGAAAGGCAAGGGAGAAGCAGCUGGAGGAAGCCCGGCGCCUCGCCGCGCUCCAGAAACGCCGAGAGCUGCGCAUGGCCGGCAUCGACGCACCCGCCAGGAGGCGCCGCCGUCGCGGCGUAGACUACAACGCCGAGAUUCCGUUUGAGAAGCGACCGGCCAAGGGUUUCUUCGACACGAGUGAGGAGAGCUUCACGCCUUCGGAUCAGGACUUCCGGAGGUUGAGGCAGCAGCAUCUUGAUGGAGAGAUGCGGAGCACGAAGGAGGAACGGGAGCGAAGGAAGGACAACAGCUUCGCACUGAGAGGAAGUAAAUGGUAUUGUGAGAAUGAUACAAAAUACGGCGAGACGUGUCCACAGAAGUACGAAGUGCGCUCGG